GAUAAGUAAGAGCAAGUUUUAUUCCAAAUAGCAGUAAUAUGUCCUUGAUUCACAAAGAAUCGUUGGUGAAAUUGGUUCAGCAGUCAAGUAGGAAUGCACAAUUAGUUGCCAAGCUGAGUGUGACUUCCAUGGGACAGCAACCAGUAAUUACCGGUGCUUCCUUGGCGCUGGCUACCCCCUAUAAAUCAACCACGAUGACUAAAUCUCCCCUCCGUCAAAACAACCUACUGAAAUUCACAGCGGUUCCACCAAGACAUAAUAUCAACAAUAAACCUGAUGAAAUCAAUAAAUUUGAACUUGAGAAAAAGGCAAAUUUAGGAGCAAUGAUAGAAACGUUGAAGGCAGCAAUACCCAACAUCUUGGAAAAAUCUUUGGACAAAUCAUUGAUUUCCCCCGAUAUAUUCUUUAGAUUUUGUCCUCUGCAUUUUGACGAGGAUUACUUGCCCAGUUUAAAGGGACCAGUUACGUACUAUGCCACUUGUAAAGCACUUCAGUUGUUUGUAAGUUCAAUUAUCUUGAGCCCCAAGGUUAAACUCCAUAUCCAGUCUAUUCGAAUUCACACUGGCCCUGAUGCACAACUGAUGUUCGAUGACACCACAAAAAUAAUCGUUAGGUGGUCUACUUGUCCCGAAGGGUGCUAUCAUUUGGAAGGUGGCGAAGAUGAGCAGAGUCAUUCUACAUCACAGGCAAACUUGGGGGCACACAGUUGGUCGAAACUAGAUACUAUGAGAUUGCUAAAUCAGAAUCAUGUCGAUUCAAAAGUGUCACUUGCUACUACAUUGACAAAAUUGCCAGCUACAUUGAUUGGAUUGACUAAAGAAAAUAAGAAGUUGGAGAGGGUUAUAUCAGGAUUGUUUAUCUUUGAGUUGACCGAUGACAACUCUCAGGUGUUGGUCCAUACAAUUGAAGAUAUGGAUAUUAUUGAGAGAUUUGCGCCUGAUGAUGUAGAUAGCUUGACCCCUUGCUGAUUCCACCGGAUGGAAUGAUAAAUGAGAGACAUGCUAAAUUAACUUGUAAAUAAUUAAUGUGUAUAUAUAUAAAGCUGAGAAUAAAUUUGAUUCU
Messenger RNA from Spathaspora passalidarum NRRL Y-27907, 1062 nucleotides. RefSeq lists its product as uncharacterized. The record is from RefSeq and is a predicted model, not a curated record. The transcript has a single exon. Bases 39 to 968 code for a protein of 309 amino acids. NCBI's taxonomy places the organism in Eukaryota, Fungi, Ascomycota, Pichiomycetes, Serinales, Debaryomycetaceae.